CAGAAAGUCCAGCAACUCUGGUUCUCGAAAAGAAGUUUAUUUCUCCAACAAGAAAAAAAAAAAAGAAAAAAAGAGAAAACGGAGGAAAAUGGCCAGAGCUCUCCUGCUGUCUUCUCGUUUUCUUCCUUCUGAAACUCGAGAAGUGAGUGGGGUUUUGAAGGAUUUUAGGAGCUCAUUCUACGGCAAACUGAUAUGCAAUCAGAAUUCUGUGAGCAGAAAGUUUGAUAUGAUCAAUAAAGGUUCUGUUAUUGUUGCAUCAGUGCUUGGAAGGAGGGUGAAAAGGGGAGAGACUGUGAUUCCUGACCCGGAUUAUCGGAUACCAAUUGUCCUACUUGGUCUAGCUGGAGGUUUGGCUUAUACAGAUAAUCUGUUACCAGCUGCACCAGUUGGGCUGCUUGGAUUACUUCUACUUUUUCAGACUACCAGAGUGAGAUUUGUCUUCGAUGAGGAGGCUUUGGAAGUCAGAAUAGGUGACCAGCUUGCUGAAUCAGGCGAGAAUGUCUUUGUAGGAGGAAAAAAUCGAUGGAAAUAUUCAACCUUUGUGAAUUGGGAACUUUGGUGGCCAAAUUUCCCUGUUCUUGUUUAUUUCAAAGAGACGCAAACGAAACCUGAAGGACAAGUUCACUUCUUCCCUGUUAUUUUUAAUGGCAAACAACUUUAUGAAGUUAUGGUGGAGAGAGCAGGUCCUUCCAAGACUAGUGGGCCGAAAGAAGCAUGAAGUCUUGAUCUCUGUGAUUACUUUCUUAUGUUUGUCAUUUGAAACUAGAAAUGUAUAGUCUACUGAAUUGAAUCCUACAAAGAUAUUGAGGUGAAUUCCAGCCGUGGAGAUGAAUUUGAAGAGUAAAAGCCCUGUAAUAUUCGUUUUAGACUCUGAAAAAUGUUUAUAUAUAGAGCACUUUGUUUCUUUUCUGUA
Molecule: messenger RNA, 913 nt
Organism: Carica papaya (papaya)
Lineage: Eukaryota; Viridiplantae; Streptophyta; Magnoliopsida; Brassicales; Caricaceae
Source: RefSeq, a predicted model, not a curated record